Molecule: messenger RNA, 1750 nt
Organism: Phragmites australis (common reed)
Lineage: Eukaryota; Viridiplantae; Streptophyta; Magnoliopsida; Poales; Poaceae
Exons: 3
Coding region: 303-716 (137 amino acids)
Source: RefSeq, a predicted model, not a curated record
ACAGCCCAUUUAGCCCUUUCGAUUGCCGUUAGGGUUUCCGAGAAUUCGCCCGGCGGACUCGGUCGCCGGCGGACCCGGCAGCUCCUCUCCGUAUUAGAAGCGGAGCUCUCCUCCUCUCUCUACCCAAUCUGCAACCUCACCUUCCCCGUCUCCGCUCUUCUCCUUGUCCAGCUCGAUUCCGUCGCGGUUCACCUCGUCUCCAACUCCGACAGGCGCCAGCGCGUUCCUCUGCUCGUUCCGCCGCCGGGACAUCUCGGGCGGCUGCCCGACCUCGCCUCAGUGGUGGAUCCGCCCCUGUCCGGAUGCUCCUCAGUGGUCGAUCCUCCCCUGCCCGGAUGCUCCUCAGGGUGUGUAGGAAGAUGGGAUUCGAGAAGGAGGACGCCUACUUCUGGAAGCAGAUGGGCAAGGCCAUGCUAUGCACCUACACGCUCUUCGGCGUCGCCUGGCUCUGGAACGAGACAUCGCCGCUCGGAUGGUGGACGCUCAAGCCACGGCCCAAGAGGGUGCGCCGCCUCCUGCACUUAGCCUAUAGCGCUGUGUUUAUCCAGAGGGUGCACCGUCGCUUGCACUUCGCCUCCACUGCCGUCUUCUACGGAGGUCAACUUCGUUGCGCUAUCUUUACACCAAGAUACUAUGCAAGAAUUGUUUUUAUUCCCUCACAAAUCAGUUACCAUCUUGAUUCUCCUCACAAUGUUGCUACGGAUGGCCAACUUUAGAUGAUAUGUUCCUCUCAUCCCUCUUGAGAUUACAUGAUCAUGUUGUGAAUUUCAUGUAUGCAAAUCUUACUUAUGUUAUGUUAUAUUCUUUUAUUUCUUCGGAUUGCUAUAUUCUGUAUUGAUUUUACGUGUGUGAAACACGUGCAGUUGCUAGUGAAUUUAAGGAGACUUAAGCAACAAUACUGAUUCUAGCAAAACUAUUCAUGCCAAGCCCGCACAGAUACAAUUUUAAGUCAGAUUUGGGUCUCAUUGCAUUGCAUGGGUAAUAUAGUGUUAUGUGCAGGAAGUACUGCUCACACGAGUGAACAGUAACCGCAGGGUGCUAUAGCGCGUGCAGAACUGUAGCGCGCGGUCAUCUUUAUCUUCUAGUUUGUUAUUUGGAAAGAUCAGAUAGCAUUUAGAGAUUAGUUAGUAGUUUAAAUCAGAUAAUAGUUAGCGAUAAGUUAGAGUUUGACUUGAAUGAGGUCUUUGUAGGCCUAUAUAAGGCACACGGCUGCCACUCUUUGUAAUCAAGCAAAGAAGAAUUAAUCUAGUCUCCCUCAAUAUUCUAAGUCUCCCCAAUCUAUGUUCUAAUUCCCCCUAGUAGCCGAUGCGGUCUGGCUAUCCUUUUAGCAGUGUUUACCCUAACAUAUAGAUUCUUCUAAGUAUUUUUGAAGUGAAAAUAGAUUCUUCUAAGUAUUGGAUAUGCCCCACUACAGUUCUCUCUUUUCUGAAGUACAGAACUUACAUUUUGCUCUUAUUGGUUCAUAACUACUUUCCAUUAUGCUGUCAAAGAUACGCCUCAAGCAUGGACUGGAUUCCUUUGUGUUAAUAAUUUGGGUGGAUGCUAUGCUUGAAAACAUAUUGUAUUUAUACAGUGCCCAAAAUAACUUCCCUGCUAAGUUUUAGGACAAAGAAGAACUUUUUAGGAAACACGUCAAAUGUAUAGGAUACAUCUCUCCUUUUGCUGCAUGGCAUCAUUUGAGUGGCCAUAGACUAUCAUUGUGAAUGCUCGUCCCUUUCAUCCAGCUUGUUGCUGAUCUCCCCUAAGACGG